AUGGAGCUCCACUUCCAACAACAACAACAUGUACUCAAAGUAUCCAAGACAAGCAAAUUCAAAGGUAGGAACAAGAACAACAACAACAACAACAACAAGCACAAGAACAAGAACAAGAACAAGUUUGUAGGUGUGAGACAAAGGCCAUCAGGGAGAUGGGUAGCAGAGAUUAAAGACACCACUCAAAAGAUUAGGAUGUGGUUAGGAACUUUCGAAACAGCUGAAGAAGCUGCAAGAGCUUAUGAUGAAGCCGCUUGUCUUCUUCGAGGAUCAAAUGCUCGAACAAACUUCAUAACUCAUCCAUCAUCUAACUCUCCUCUUGCUUCCCGUAUUCGAAACCUUCUUAUCAAUAAGAAGCUCAACAACAACAACAACACCAAUGACCACAUAUCAAUGGCAAUGGCAAUGACACCAUCUCCAAGUCCUCCUAACAAUGAUACAUCAUCAUCAUCAUCAUCAUCAUUAAGUUCUAGUCCUAGUGCAAGUAUUAGUGUUCAUGAAGAUGAUCAGGGGAAACAAGAGAGUUAUGAUACAGUACAGUUUGGAGAAUGUCAAGAUCAGUUUGAUGUUGGUUGUUGUUCUUCAUUGGACCUUUCAUGGUUGUAUGAUCCAGGGUUUGAGGGGUUUGAAGUGCAUAAGAAUUCAGUGGCUCAUCAAAGUGUUGAGAUGAUGAGUGAGUUUGAUAGGAUGAAAGUGGAGAGGCAAAUCUCAGCAUCACUUUAUGCCAUGAAUGGAGUUCAUGAGUACUUUGAGACUCUCACUGAUCCUUCUUCUGAUCACAUGUGGGAUCUCCCUCCUUUGUAUUUUUAUGGUCUUUAA
Messenger RNA from Dioscorea cayenensis subsp. rotundata (Guinea yam), 819 nucleotides. RefSeq names its product ethylene-responsive transcription factor ERN1-like. Gene Ontology annotation, molecular function: DNA-binding transcription factor activity; DNA binding. Gene Ontology annotation, biological process: regulation of DNA-templated transcription. NCBI's taxonomy places the organism in Eukaryota, Viridiplantae, Streptophyta, Magnoliopsida, Dioscoreales, Dioscoreaceae. The transcript has a single exon. The record is from RefSeq and is a predicted model, not a curated record. The coding region runs from base 1 to 819 and encodes 272 amino acids.